AUGGCAGCACAGAUGCUCAGCUCUGCAGUGGCCCAGGAGGCGGUUAGCCAAGCCUUAUCAAAUUUGAAGGAGAGGUACGGGAACAAGUCAGACGGAAAGGAGCACAUGGAAAGGAUGGUGAUGGCUCACAUCAAGCUGGAGGCCGCCCUCGAGACAUCCAACAAGUGGAACAUCACCAGCCUGCCAUUGCUGCGCUGGCAGAGCAAGCUCAAGCGCGCCGUGCAGGAGUGCGACCACACCCUGCGCAGGUGCAAGCAGCGCUUGGAAGAAGAGGAGGACAGACAACACAGGCAAAAAGACCUUCGCUACGAUGGUAGCAGGACAAGCUCGUCAUCAGAGCCAUUGCCAUGUGAUGUAUACUUAGAACCAGUUACUCAAGUUCAUUUGCUGGGCCAAGUCGCCUUUGUUAGUCGGGGACAACCGACAGAGUGCACGAUCGUCAAUGGAGAAACGUGCCCCAUGAGAGGAUCUUCAUUUCUAAAACUCGGGGGGCACUUGUGGCCUCAUGCCUCUUCUGAAGAUAUGUUGCCUGCAGUUGGAGGUUCAGCAACAGAGAUGAUAAACAGAGAGGUAGCGCCAUGCGGCUUGUACGCAAACAUUUCUUUUGAGCAGCUGGGUGAGAUCAUGCUACCAAAGGCGGAAGAUUGCCUUGGCGGAAAUGUUGCAGCUACCUCAUAUCGAAUCUUGUGGAAUUCCAAGCAUGGAAGCGCAUACCUUCAAAGUGACAAGACCCCAUGGCCGCCCAUACCUUCAGUCGGAGAGACAGAGGUGGAAAAAUCAGAAACAAAGUCGGUUCAAGAAGGUGCAGCGCCCAUGGACAAGUGA
This is a messenger RNA of Miscanthus lutarioriparius, 825 nucleotides long. The record is from the annotation of a GenBank genome assembly. Lineage: Eukaryota; Viridiplantae; Streptophyta; Magnoliopsida; Poales; Poaceae.